AUGCAUCUGAACCACCCCCCAGGUACUAAACUGCUGUGCGAUGGGGGUGCCCUUAAAAUGAAGAAUUGGACACUCGAUGACUUCGAACUAGGUGCACCGUUAGGUGCUGGUCAGUUUGGACAGGUAUGGCUGGUACGUGAAAAAGUGCGCAACUAUCUUCUAGCACUGAAAAUAAUUCCUAAGUCAAUCGUUGAAAAGACGGACAGCUACCGGCAACUGAGAAGAGAAUUGGAAAUACACACGAAACUACGCUCGCCAUACAUACUACGGUGCUACGGACACUUCCACGACAAAAACAACAUUUAUUUGGUCCUGGAGUACGCGAACAACGGUGAACUAUUCCACCAUUUGGUGGAGAAGGGCAAAUUUGACGAGAAAACGGCUGCAAAUUACGUAUACCAGGUGUUGCACGCUGUGAGAACGAUGCAUUUGCAGAAAGUGAUUCACAGGGAUCUUAAACCGGAGAACAUACUCAUAGGAUGCGACAACAAACUACGAAUAGCAGAUUUUGGAUGGUCGGUGUGCAACAUAGACCAGAAAAGAGGUACGUUUUGUGGUACACAGGAGUACCUGUGCCCAGAGAUAAUUAACAAGAACCAGUACAGCGACAAGGUGGACAUGUGGUGCAUCGGUAUUCUUACAUACGAGUUGUUGGUGGGGAACACACCGUUUGAGGCACCCGAUAGGACAACCCGGGACGCGUACAGAAAGAUUAGAAACCUGGAGUACGAUCUGCCAAAGUUUCUCAGCGAAAGUGCGCGGCGGUUCAUCGAGAGACUGCUGGUUGUUGAGAGUGAAAAACGGCCGGAUGUGAACGAAAUGCUGAAUGAUCCAUGGAUUACAGGGAAUAUAUGCGUAAACGGUGCAUAAGGAGGAGUGCUGCGGAGAGUGUAUUAUUAAAGGUUACGUGGU
Vavraia culicis subsp. floridensis is the source of this 912-nucleotide messenger RNA. RefSeq names its product AUR protein kinase. Gene Ontology annotation, biological process: protein phosphorylation; regulation of cytokinesis; mitotic spindle organization. Lineage: Eukaryota; Fungi; Microsporidia; Pleistophoridae. The transcript has a single exon. Gene Ontology annotation, molecular function: ATP binding; protein kinase activity. Gene Ontology annotation, cellular component: spindle midzone; chromosome passenger complex; spindle microtubule. The coding region runs from base 1 to 870 and encodes 289 amino acids. The record is from RefSeq and is a predicted model, not a curated record.